Messenger RNA from Rotaria sp. Silwood2, 1290 nucleotides. The record is from the annotation of a GenBank genome assembly. Lineage: Eukaryota; Metazoa; Rotifera; Eurotatoria; Philodinida; Philodinidae.
AUGUAUGCACCAGUUAAUCCAUCAAACAAAACAAUGGCUGAUAACAGUGACAAAUUUUAUACGGAUUUACAAGAGACAAUGGAUGGAAUAUCGAAAAAAGAUAUGAUUGUAUUAAUGGGUGAUUUUAACGCACGUGUCAGUCAACCUCAGCAUCCUACGGCAUUUCGCACUGUUGGAUCAUUUGUGGUGGAUGUGCAAAAUGAAAACGGUGGAAGGUUAGUUGAUUUCUGCACCACAAACAAUCUGGUCAUAUCGAACUCAUUCUUCCAACACAAGUCAGUGCAUCAAACGUCAUGGAUACACCCUAGAACGAAAAAGUGGCAUUUGAUAGAUUAUAUAUUGAUAAACAGGAAAUUUAGAUCAAGUGUAGAAGAUGUACGGUUUUAUAGAAAAGCAAGUGGAAUUAUCGGUACAGAUCAUCAUCUCAUGAGAUCUAAAAUUAAAUUACAUUUGAAAUUAAGAUAGGACAAUAAACAGCGCAAUCGGUUUCGACUGGAUCGUACAAAAUUAAAUAAUGACCAUGUUGUGGAGAAUUUUCGAAAGCACAUAUCGAAAAAGUUCGAGGAAACAAAAGAUGAUGGUAUUAAUGUUAAUGAAAAAUAUGCAACAUUGGUACAAUCUCUCAAAGAAAUCAACAACAUAUCUCAAGUGGCAACAACAUCGUGGAUCUAUAAUGGAAUAGAAAUACCGAAAGAAAUAUGUCACAGAGAGAAAAAUGGUAAAAACACUGAUUGAUAAAGAACAGAUUGAAUAUUGGGAUGAACUCGGUAUGGAGAUUGAAAAUACUAUUAAACAACAUGAUCCAGCAACAGCAUAUGCAAUAAUUAGAUGACUAAAAAGGUAGAAGACAAAAAGUGGAAAAUAUGCCAAUACACAACAAAAAUGGAAUUUUACUUGUCAACUCUAAAGCCAGGCUGGAAAGUUGGAAAGAAUUCUAUUCGGAACUACUAAAUGUGAACGCUAUUAUUGCCCCAAUAUUAUUAGAUCAGAUCAAAUCAACAUCUUUGUCAACAAUGGAACGACAUCGCCAAGACAAAGAGCCAACGUUAGAUGUGAUGCAGCAAGCUUUGAAACAAAUGAAAAAUAGAAAAGCACCAGGCAAAGAUGAUAUAACAGUUGAAUUAUUGAAAGCAGGUGGAAUGCCGGUGAUUAGAUGGCUGCACGACAUAUUGUCGAUAUUUGGAAGAAUGAACAAAUGGUGGAGGACUGGAGUUCGGCAAUUCUAAUACGGUUAUAUAAAAACAAAGGCGAUAAGAAGAUCUGCGAUAAUUAUCGCGGCGUUUCGCUGCU